AUGGCUGGCAUCCGUGACGAUGCUCCAGCGAAGCUUUCGCUGGAACUGGACGUGACACCUCCUCCUCCGCAGUUGCCCCGACGGCUGAAACGGUUGAGACGGCUGACCGAGGAGGAGCCUGAGGAGGUGCCCGAAGACUGCAAGCAGGCGCCUGCGAAGCUUGGGUGUGGGCAGGAAGAGCCCUUCGCAGAGCCGGCGGAGCCUGCGGCGGAGGUCGCAGCAGAGGCUGCAGCUGGCCCCAGACGCAGCCAGCGGCUUCGGGACCGGGCGCUGCGGGCGCGUGCCAACGAGCCGGAGCAACGCGAAGUGAGGCCACAAGCCGAAGCCUCCCCAGAGAGGCCGCCACCCAGGCAAACUCGUCAGAGCCGCUUCGACGACGAGGAGUCCGACGAGGAAGAUGCGCAAGAGUUCGCAGAGUGCCUCCGCGGCUCUCAAUCUGGAGGCAGCAGCCGGGCGUCUCGAUCCCUUGGCAGCGACGAGGAUCCCGAGGUGUCCACGUGGCGUGAUGACCUCGCCGGGAGAUGGGCGGACACAAGGCCGAGUGCUGCCUUUAGCCUUGCUUUCCUCGAUGGCGCGAGGAUCCGAGCACUGCCUGCCAAGUGCCGGCUAGCUGGAUAUCCCAUCUUCGAUCCGGCCGGGAAGGUGAACCUGCCUUUACUCCUCGGAGCGCACAAGCAGCUUCUCGCGCAGGGCUCUUCGAGCUCUGAGGCACGGCAGGUUGGAUGGCUAGCGCGACAGGCGCUGGCCUUGGAAUUGAUCGAUGAUUCGCAGUUGAAGAGAGGGCGCUUAGUGGUGCUGGGCAAAGGUCCUGCCAGGAAGAAGGCCAAGUUGACGACGCUGGUUCCUUUGCAGGAGAUCAAAUGGCCGCAGAAGAAGAAGGCGACCAAGGCGCCACGAAGAAAGCCCGAUGGCGCGCUCUUCAGUGAGGACGAGGAUUCGGAAGACUCGGAGCUUCAACGCGCGGUGGAGCAGGAGUCGCUGCUCCAGAAGCUGCGGGAGCAGCUGCGCGAAUCGAUGAAGAAGUCCGAAGCGCGGCGAUUGCAGGCCUCCUCAGCCUCCGUCGACAUCAAGAAAGUCAAGGAAGCAGCGUUGGCUCCGCGCUUGUCCUUUGACCUGUAUGCCCCUGAGGAAGACGAUCCCGAUGCAGAUGUGUUGGAAGUGCUACCUCCAGAAGGGGUCUGCCGUGGAAGCUUGUUACGGGAGGAGGUGCAGAGGCAGCUCUUUGCAGCAGCGGCCAAAGCACUGGUGGUCGAGGAGCCCAAGAAGGAGCCUGCAGCUGCACCGGAAGCAGAUGGCGCAGGAGGAGCUCCGGAGGUGCCGGAGGCCAGCUCCUCGAAAGUUCAAGAGCAGCAGCCGACGAAGCUGGAGGCAAGUCUCCCGCGUUCGGCGGGCGCACCGAAGCAAUCUUCACCGACGAAGGGCCGAGGAUUGGUGCCGGAGGCAAGUCUCCCGCGUUCGGAGGGCGCACCGAAGCAAUCUUCUCCCACCAAGGGCCGAGGAUUGGUGCCGGAGGAGAGUCGGGGCAGCGUCAGCAGCCGCAGUGUGACCUCCUCCUUCUUCCGCCCAGACAGCGAGGAAGAGGACCCACCCGAAGAGGAGGAGGAGGCGAGUCUGUCAGAAAGCAGUGACCUUCAGGACAUGGUGACGAUGAACCUGAAGAAGCGCAGACGUCCCACGAAGGAGGCGCUGCAAUAUCGGGAAGAAUGGGCGCAGAAGCUGCGUGAUGCGAAGAUACUGGGAAAGGAAUACCUCGACUCGGUCCUCUCCAAGGAGGACUUCAUCAAGGCUCAAAAGGCGAAAUACAAGCCGCAGGCAAAAGCGCAGGACGAUAGGCGUUCGAUGGCCAGCGAGAAGGCCGUCCUUUGGCUGCGUGGGGAUGAAGAUGACUUCGAGGACCUCUUCCGCGGGCUGCGCCCCAAGAAGGAAAAGAAGCCGAGUUUCCUCAGCGAUUACCGGCCGCCGCCAGUGAAGCAGCGAAAGUAG
Symbiodinium sp. CCMP2592 is the source of this 1983-nucleotide messenger RNA. NCBI's taxonomy places the organism in Eukaryota, Dinophyceae, Suessiales, Symbiodiniaceae. The record is from the annotation of a GenBank genome assembly.